Molecule: messenger RNA, 840 nt
Organism: Lindgomyces ingoldianus
Lineage: Eukaryota; Fungi; Ascomycota; Dothideomycetes; Pleosporales; Lindgomycetaceae
Exons: 1
Coding region: 1-840 (279 amino acids)
Molecular function (GO): acyltransferase activity, transferring groups other than amino-acyl groups
Source: RefSeq, a predicted model, not a curated record
AUGUCUGGCUUCGGCGGUGUGGGAACAGAGUUCAUCUCGAGGCUCGAUCCUCCCCGUGACAUGCUCAAGGGAUAUGACAACACAAAGACCUACAAAGACCAGUCUGGAUCUGUCCCGCAAAUCUUCCGAGAUGCGAUGUCUGUCCGCGAGGAAGUCUUUGGCGAGCAGGGUGUGCCGUUGGAAGCCGAGUUCGAUGAGGACGACCCGCGUAGCUACCAUUUCGUCGUGUACGCCUCUGUUGCCCCGACGUCCUCGUCUCCGCCCCCCGGCAAUUUGAAAGAUAAGGAGAACAUCAGCAAAAUCGAGGAGGAUCGUCGUCGUUCAUCGUCCGCCCAGCGCCUGCCUGUUGGCACCAUUCGGCUCAUACCCCCCCCACAUGGUCCGAAUAAGUAUAAGGAAGGAGACAAGCAUCCGGAUGCGGACCCUCCACCAUCAGUCAGCGCCCACCCAACCGAGCCAUAUAUCAAGUUGGGCCGUCUGUCCAUACUGAAGGAAUACCGCUCCCUCGGCCUGGCAAAGCUUCUCAUCAAUGCGGCUAUCGAUUACGCAGCUCAGCACCCGGAGGAAGUCUGUCCACCACCAUCCCCAACCGCCUUGGAAGCUGCAAGCCGUCUUGGCAAGGCUGCAGAAGAUGCUGUCCUCUUCCGAGGUCUCUGCAUGAUUCAUGCCCAAGUCAACGUCGAGAAACUGUGGAAUAAGUAUGGUUUCACCGAAGAACUUAUCACGCCCGGCGGCGCCGUCAUCGAAAUCCCAGCAGAAGACCAUUGGGUCGAGGAAGGCCUCGAACAUAUGGCUAUGUGGAAGCGGGUUAACAUGGAUGCGGAGACCGGAAGGUUGUAG